UUUUAUAUAUUCAUGUUCUCAAGAAACCUACUCCGUUUGAAGGGCAGCCCUAGUUAUGGUAACUGGCCUUGGCCCACAAAACUACCUUUUAAAGAAAAGUGGUACCACGAACUCACUAGAGAGGAAAGCAUCAGUAGUGAAACCAGAGGUUUUUACGUUGUCGGGGAUAUUCUCCUGACUUGUGUAGUGGCAUUUGCAGCAUACCGAUUGUAUUAUCUUGGUUAUCACACGGACGCCUAUCAAACACACUUACACCACUUGAAUAAUUACCCGCCUGCAAUCAUAGCUAAUGAGUUUAAUUUUGAAAACCCAGCCUCCAAUCGAACGGUCGAACGAAAGGACCUAGACACUUACCGUAAAGAGGCUACGAAGCUCAAGGCCCGUGGCGAAAACCUUGAGAGCAUUAUUUUCAAGUUUUAGGUAAGCUACAACGUAGCAAAGAUUUCCUUAUGAACGCAAAAUAGAUUAGUACUUUUACCUUUUUGAAUAGUGGUUAAUAUGUGAACUGCGUUCUGGAUCCUUCCCCAAGGUUAGCUUAGGAAUAUAGAAGAAUUAGGUCUAAUAUAUUUGUUUUUCUAUUCAUUUUGAUAUCGUGUUGUCAAGAGUUUAUGUAUUCAAUAGCUCGUAAGUUUUAUACUUAUCAUUGCGAAACUUAUACUCACUUAGGGAAUAAAAUCUUAUCGCAAAAUAGUUUUGAUAUAAUACCACUGUUGAAAUGCCUUUACUCCCUCAAAAAAAGCCAGACCACGUUUCAUCUCAACAGUUAAAAAAAAAAA
This is a messenger RNA of Phytomonas sp. Hart1, 776 nucleotides long. The record is from the annotation of a GenBank genome assembly. Lineage: Eukaryota; Euglenozoa; Kinetoplastea; Trypanosomatida; Trypanosomatidae.